Messenger RNA from Acyrthosiphon pisum (pea aphid), 643 nucleotides. Its product is annotated as (E3-independent) E2 ubiquitin-conjugating enzyme UBE2O-like. Bases 148 to 537 code for a protein of 129 amino acids. The transcript is spliced from 4 exons. NCBI's taxonomy places the organism in Eukaryota, Metazoa, Arthropoda, Insecta, Hemiptera, Aphididae. The record is from RefSeq and is a predicted model, not a curated record.
AGUUGUGUAUAUACAUUCAAAUCAAACAGACUAAAGAGAAACCGUUUGUGGAAAUUAUUUAUUAAAAAAAGUAAACAAUUCAAUAUACCUAAAGUAAAAACCAAACCAAAUUCCAAAGUAGUAGUUGAGAUUUGCUACACAAAAUCUAUGGUAGAUGUUAAAUGGCAGGAUGGUACUAAAGAAACUGGAGUUUCUUCCACUGAUCUCUACCCAGUAAAAACUCUUGAUUAUCUUGAGUUUUUUCCUGGCAAUUUUGUAACUAAAAAAAGUCCUGCAUCUGACGUUUAUGGUGUUGUAGAAUCUGUGGACCGUGCAGAACGCACUGCUCAUAUACAAUGGUUUAAAGUUUAUCCUGAAAAUCCAUCAUUGCCAAAUCCUAUUGAAAAGACUUAUUUUAGUGUAUAUGACUUACAUGAUCAUCCGGAUUUCCAUUUUAAAUGUGGUUGUCUCGUUUUACAUAGUAAUCCUGAUACGAACCCAGAUUCAAAUACCUUAACUGCUGGAAAAGUAUUAAGUGCAGGGUCUGAUGGCAGGUAAAAGCUGUGACCAAGUAUACAAUGAGUGGAAAUACGCAAGUCUAUUAGUCCAAUUACUACAGCAAUCUGCUAUGAGUAUGAAAUUAUUUCUAGAGGCUGUUCAACAA